GGAACGACACGGUUUUACAGAAAACAUGAACAUGCAUCAUCAUCUUCUUCUUCAUUCACCACGACCAUGAUCUCCUUCUCCUUCUCUCUGAUCUCUACCUAGGAGAGACUAUGACUUGAGAUCAAUAGCCAACACACUACCGAGCUAGACAAGGUGUUGGUGUUGGUGUUCUUGGAAAGCCAUUUAUAACAAAACCAAUUUUAUAAAUGGGUACAUUCUCUGGCUUUAGAAAGGCUUAUGGAGCUCUGAAGGAUUCUACCAAGGUUGGCCUUAUCAAGGUCAACAGUGAAUUCAAGGAUUUGGAUAUUGCCACUGUGAAGGCCACAAGUCAUGUUGAGUGCCCUCCGAAAGAGCGUCAUGUCCGAAAGAUUUUCUCUGCAACAUCGGUGGUACGCCCUCGAGCAGAUGUGGCAUAUUGCAUUCAUGCGCUGGGCAAGAGAUUAUCCAAGACUAGGAGUUGGAUUGUUGCCAUAAAGACAUUGAUAGUUAUUCAUAGAACAUUGCGAGAGGGUGAUCCUACCUUUAGAGAGGAGCUUCUGAAUUAUUCUCAGAGAGGACAUAUGCUCCAAAUUUCCAAUUUUAAAGACGACUCAAGUCCCCUUGCUUGGGAUUGUUCUUCUUGGGUUAGGACAUAUGCCCUCUUUUUAGAAGAACGUCUAGAAUGUUUCCGAAUUUUGAAAUAUGACAUUGAGUCAGAGCGUUUGACCAAGACAAAUCCAGGAUCAACCAAGGUGCAUAGUAGAACACGAAUGUUGGGAGCUGAUGAACUGUUGGAGCAGCUACCUGCACUGCAGCAACUUCUUUACCGACUAGUUGGUUGCCAGCCUGAAGGAACAGCUUAUAACAAUUACCUUGUACAAUAUGCCUUGGCUCUGGUAUUAAAAGAGAGCUUUAAAAUAUAUUGUGCCAUCAAUGAUGGAAUCAUAAAUCUCGUAGAUAUGUUCUUUGAUAUGCCAAGACAUGAUGCAGUUAAAGCUCUCAAUAUUUACAAAAGAGCCGGUCAACAGGCUGAGCAUCUUGCUGAGUUUUAUGAGUAUUGCAAGGGUUUAGAUCUUGCUAGAACUUUUCAGUUUCCAACACUGAGACAGCCACCUCCGUCAUUUCUUGCAACAAUGGAAGAGUACAUAAAAGAAGCACCUCAGUCUGGUGCUGUUCAAAAGAGACUGGAGUACCAUGAGACAGAAGAGCAGCUGCAAAAACCAGAAGAACCACCGACACCUCCAGAGCCUGAAAAAGAAGAAGAAAAAGUUGAGGAACCACCUGAAAAAGUUGAGGAAGCACCCCAACCAAAGGAGGAAGAGGUAGUUGAACCUCCUCCUUUGAUCGAAACUGAUCUGCUGGGCCUAAAUGAAAUAAAUCCAAGAGCUGCAGAAAUUGAAGAAAGAAAUGCUCUAGCUCUUGCUAUAGUUCCAGAAGGGACUGCACCACAAUCUGGAUCAAAUUUAAAUGACAUAGGUGGGACUUCAGGUUGGGAGCUGGCCCUUGUAACCACACCAAGCACCAAUACUGGCCCUGUGGUAGAUAAAAAGUUGGCUGGUGGGUUUGACAAGCUAUUACUCGAUAGCCUGUAUGAAGAUGAAGGUGCAAGGAGACAUCUACAACUCCAAAAUGCAGGAUACGGUUAUGGUGCUACGAGUGUGCAAAAUCCAUUUGAACAAGCACAGCAGCAGCAGCCUGUACUUGAUCCAUUUGCAAUGUCUAACAGCAUAGCGCCACCUACGAACGUGCAAAUGGCACUAAUGGCUCAACAACAACACCACGUACACCAACAGCAACACCAAAUGCAGCAACAGUUUCAACAACAACAGAACAUGAUGAUGGUACCUCAUCCAUAUUAUUCUCAAUAUAACCAGAUGCAACAACCCGGAGGCCCGUCGAAUCCAUUUGGAGACCCUUUCAGCUUCCCAGCUCCUUCUAGUGCAACGCCUAACCAGGGAAACCAGCACCUACUGUAG
Molecule: messenger RNA, 1955 nt
Organism: Fragaria vesca subsp. vesca
Lineage: Eukaryota; Viridiplantae; Streptophyta; Magnoliopsida; Rosales; Rosaceae
Product: putative clathrin assembly protein At5g57200-like
Exons: 15
Coding region: 207-1955 (582 amino acids)
Biological process (GO): clathrin coat assembly; clathrin-dependent endocytosis; vesicle budding from membrane
Cellular component (GO): clathrin-coated vesicle; clathrin-coated pit
Molecular function (GO): clathrin heavy chain binding; SNARE binding; 1-phosphatidylinositol binding
Source: RefSeq, a predicted model, not a curated record